GAGUAGUCCAAUUUUGGUUCUUUUAAAAGGUCGCCUUGGCUUGUUGCAAUUCUUUGCUCUUAGCUUACGUUUUUGGAACAUGACGUCGCUUGACAAUCUCUCAUUGGGAGAACUUUUCACUACUGGUCAAGCUUAUUUGACAGAGCUUGAGGAAACAUCCUUAGCAAGCAUCGACCCUGAAUACCAAGCCAAAGUACGCGAUGCAUUGAGCAGACUAGAAAGAGCCAACGACCUUGUACGCCAACUCUCCAUUUUUAGCUCAAACGAACUACUCGACGACAUCAACACACAAGAUUUACGAUUUCUUUUGAUUCCAGUCUAUCUCGGCGAUCUGACGCUCAAAGUGACCGAUCCGAAUCGCAAUCGUCAGUCGAUCUUGGAAACUGCAAAGAAUUAUUUUGAUACCUUUUUAAGUUUAUGCGAGGAACACCAAUUAAUGCGAAGUGAGGAUUUACGCGCGUAUAAAAACAGACAAGAAGGAGACAACGCGACUAUCAGACUCAACGCAGCAUCACAGCGUCAGCAAAAAAUCGAACAGUAUAAGCGCGAAAAAGCGACUGAGAAUCAACUCAAGGAACUACGAGCACAGCUGAAUGAAACCGAUAACGCAGCAAAUGAUCGGGAUGAUAUGGAGCGAGAUUUGGUACAGGCAGCCAUCCAGUUAUACAUCAUCAAGGCACUACAACAUCUUCGGGCUAUUGACCAGGAACUAGUAAUGGUCAAGGAAAUGGAGACAAUGGCAGAAGAUCGUCGACGCAUGGUAUCCGGAUCACAGCAAGACGAGCCACAACCAAGGGACCGACGGAUACCUCCCCCCACAUGGGGCCGCGAUAAACCGCUAAUGAAUAAGCAAGGAAAACCAUUACAGCCAUUUGUGAUUACAAACAAGCGACAGCAAUUGAAAGAUCAAGUAUUCCGACCCGGACAUAGCUUACCGACAAUGACAAUCGACGAAUAUUUGCAACAAGAAGAGGAACGGGGCAACAUCAUUAAGGGAGGAGGCAAGUCUCCACCAGAGAAAGAAGAAAUUGACGAUAAUGAUCAUGAGGCGCUGGACGCAGAUACAAUGAAAAAGAGAGAAUGGGACGAGUUUACCGAGGCAAAUCCUCGUGGAUGGGGCAAUCGUGGAAACAAAGGAUAAUAGUGUUUUUGUAUAACUCGUACAAUAAUAAAUUAAGUGGGUGAAUAAAAGUGUAUGAAUCUACUUUAUAAUGUGAAGGGUCGGCGGGAUGAAGUUUGGGACUAUAGUACAUAUGAUAUCGAC
Messenger RNA from Zychaea mexicana, 1264 nucleotides. Its product is annotated as TAP42-like protein. Gene Ontology annotation, biological process: regulation of signal transduction; regulation of dephosphorylation. Lineage: Eukaryota; Fungi; Mucoromycota; Mucoromycetes; Mucorales; Lichtheimiaceae. Gene Ontology annotation, cellular component: cytosol. The transcript has 4 exons. The record is from RefSeq and is a predicted model, not a curated record. Gene Ontology annotation, molecular function: protein phosphatase 2A binding. Bases 80 to 1141 code for a protein of 353 amino acids.